This is a messenger RNA of Racocetra persica, 120 nucleotides long. NCBI's taxonomy places the organism in Eukaryota, Fungi, Glomeromycota, Glomeromycetes, Diversisporales, Gigasporaceae. The record is from the annotation of a GenBank genome assembly.
AUGGUACAUCACUUCAAUCAACUGAAUCAACUGUAUCGAACUCAUCUCAUCAAAUUAUAACGCCAACAAGUUCUUAUAUAAUGUCAUCGCCAAUGCCCACAUCAUACGAAUCAACCACAA